AUGUAUCGCACUGGGCUGACGCGCGCUGUGAUGUUAGAGGGCGGCCGCGGCGCGCGCCGCAAGCGCUCCGGGCCUGCGACCACUACCUUCCAGCGCUCGCACGAGGUGUGCUCCACCAGCCUCGUCUCCAUAUCUAGCUCGGAAGGAUCUUCAUGGUCUCCCGGGAUGCGUGGAUCGGGUUCAUCGGAUGGAGGUGGUUUGUCGGAUUUCAUCGACGGGCUAGGGCCCGGUCAACUAGUGGGAAGACAACUCCUUGGGGCACCAACUCUUGGCGAUGUACAACUCUCCAUGUGUUAUCAGAAAGGCUUCUUGGAAGUGGAAGUGAUUCGUGCUCGCGGUCUUCAGGCCCGCCAAGGCAGCCGCACUCUUCCGGCGCCUUACGUCAAAGUUUACCUCGUCAGCGGCAAACGAUGCAUCGCUAAGGCUAAAACGAGUACAGCGCGGCGGACACUCGAUCCACUAUAUCAGCAAACUCUUACUUUCAGGGAAAAUUUUAAAGGGUGCAUAUUGCAAGUGACGGUAUGGGGCGAUUAUGGUCGAAUUGAAGGGAAGAAAGUGUUCAUGGGCGUUGCGCAGAUUAUGCUAGAUGACCUUAAUCUUUCCAACAUCGUCAUUGGAUGGUACAAACUCUUCGGAACCACUUCAUUGGUAAAUAAUAUUGUAUUAUACAAUAUCCGUAUUUGGUUGAAAUACUCUGUUUAA
Parnassius mnemosyne (clouded apollo) is the source of this 702-nucleotide messenger RNA. The record is from the annotation of a GenBank genome assembly. NCBI's taxonomy places the organism in Eukaryota, Metazoa, Arthropoda, Insecta, Lepidoptera, Papilionidae.